AAAAGGCCAACAAUGAAUGAAAGGAGGCGAAUCCCGCAGGUGGGAAGUAAACGUGAGAGAGAGAACAGAGAAAGUAUCUAAUCCAUCUGUCCAUUUCCCACUCUCUCUUCCUUGCACAUUCUAGAGAGAGAGAGAGAGAGAGAACAUCCCCACGAAACUACCACAAAGUCUCCUCCUCUGCGUGUGCUCGUCACACACAAAAAUCUCGUGAAGAAGAGAACAAACAAAUCAUGGUGUUGAUUAUCAAGAUAACGAUUGGGUGGAUUUUUCCGUUUCGCUUGUGCUUUUUUAUCAAAUUUGAGGCUUUGGGAAUUGGGAUCUGUUUUGUGGUUCAUUCUCUGGGUUUAGUUCAAAUUAUCGCUCUUGCUGAUGUGAAAGGAGCUACUUUUUGUUUUAGUGGGCUUUGUUUUGAUUGUUUUUUCAUGAUUGAAGAAAGAAACUCCAUGGAAGACGACACAUUCUCGAGCAUAGCAAACGGAUCACACAUUGAAGGAAGAUUCCUCGAGACAUUCCAGAAGAAUUUCGUGCAGGUCCAAAACAUUCUUGAUCAGAACAGGCUGUUGAUCAACGAGAUUAACCAGAAUCACGAGUCCAAAAUCCCGGAUAAUUUGACUCGGAAUGUGGGCUUAAUUAGGGAGCUUAACAACAACAUUAGAAGGGUGGUUGAUCUCUAUGCUAAUCUCUCGGACUCGGCUAAGUCGAUCGAUGUCUCGUCUGAAGGAGAAUCGGCCAAUGGACGAGGUGUUCAAAAGAGGGUUCGAUCGAGUCAUUGAUCGUGUCUCGUUUUUNAAUUUGGAUUAGUUUGACUUGAUUUUUUUAUUUUUUUUUGGUUGGUUGAACUUUUAACCUUCAUUAAUGUGUAUGUCUGUUUUUUACUUUCAUAAUAAGGGAAUAAUGGGUGACUUCAUGUGACUUUUUUGAUUGAAUUAAGG
Striga asiatica is the source of this 932-nucleotide messenger RNA. Lineage: Eukaryota; Viridiplantae; Streptophyta; Magnoliopsida; Lamiales; Orobanchaceae. The record is from the annotation of a GenBank genome assembly.